AUGGAAUACCUAAGUUGAUCACAGGUUACAAAUUCACCUUGAAUUUUUUUAAGUUUUGUGGACAAAAAUUAUGGCGUUCACCAUGUUUUUCUUGGGCAAGAGGCAAAACCAGGAGCGCGGGAUGGAAAUGGAGAGGAGAGAGAUGACGGAUGAGGCGAGGCGAGGCGAAGCUUGCGAAAUCUGACACAUCUUCCAUUGAUGACGAUUCCGCCAUUGUCCCAUUUGCCAUAAACAAAUCCGCUAAAUCACUAUCAUCCUUCGCCACGUUCCAAUCCAGUUUGAGUCAAUAACAAAGCGCGAUGCAAAGGUUUCGAUUCUUACGAACUCCUCUGUUUCCUCUCAAUCCUCCCUUCUUCGUCUCCCAAACUUCUCAUCUUCUUCCGCUGAAACCCAUUUCCAAAAUUCCCACCAAGAGUAUGGCGUCCUCAUCAUCUUCUUCCUCUUCUUCUAACCUCUUGUUCCGUCAACUCUUCGAGAAGGAAUCCUCCACUUUCACCUACCUCCUCGCUGAUGUUUCCCAUCCGGACAAACCCGCGCUUUUGAUUGACCCGGUUGACAAGACUGUAGAUAGGGAUCUAAACCUUGUUCGAGAACUGGGGCUGAAGCUUGUUUAUGCUAUGAACACUCAUGUGCAUGCUGAUCAUGUCACUGGCACUGGACUUAUCAAGAGUAGAGUUCCAGGAGUGGAAUCUGUAAUCUCGAGGGCAAGUGGUUCAAAAGCUGAUGUGUUGAUUCAGCCUGGCGAUAGAAUUCCUUUUGGUGAUCUAUUCCUGGAGGUUCGUGCUACUCCUGGCCAUACGUCAGGAUGUGUCACCUAUGUAACAGGGGAGGAACCUGAUCAGCCUCAUCCUAGGAUGGCAUUCACUGGGGAUGCUCUGUUGAUACGUGGAUGUGGCAGGACAGAUUUUCAGGGUGGAAGUUCAAAGCAGCUCUAUGAAUCUGUACACUCGCAGAUCUUCACCCUGCCAAAGGACACAUUGAUCUAUCCUGCUCACGAUUACAAGGGAUUCAAUGUUAGUACUGUAGGCGAAGAGAUGGUACACAAUCCCCGGCUCACCAAGGAUCUGGAAGAAUUCAAGAAAAUAAUGGAAAAUUUGAACCUGGCGUAUCCAAAGAUGAUUGACAUUGCAGUUCCAGCAAAUUUGGUUUGUGGUUUGCAAGAUCCAGCUUCUUAACUCUGUCAACUCUACGAGUCAUUGUGUAUAAUUGGCCUUCAAAUUCAAAAUAUAUAAAAUAAAAAAAGAAGAAGAAGAAGAAGAAGAAGAAGAAAGAUCAAUCAAAAUCAAUAGGCCAAUGGUGUGAUCUCCACUAACAAAAAUAAAAAUACAUGUAGAAAUGACAUUAUCUGCUAGCCUUCUGCUAUGCCUGUCUUGUGGGUUACAAAAUGGUUUGCUUGAUGAGUUGUCUCUCUCUUUUCAUUUCACUGAAGUUUUUGUUUGCCACCACCCUCAAUAAGAAUGAUUUCUAGUUCAUUGAUAGAUCAAA
Molecule: messenger RNA, 1485 nt
Organism: Momordica charantia (bitter melon)
Lineage: Eukaryota; Viridiplantae; Streptophyta; Magnoliopsida; Cucurbitales; Cucurbitaceae
Gene: GLY3
Product: glyoxalase II 3
Biological process (GO): hydrogen sulfide metabolic process; glutathione metabolic process
Cellular component (GO): mitochondrion
Molecular function (GO): sulfur dioxygenase activity
Source: RefSeq, a predicted model, not a curated record